UUGUACAGUGGCUCAAUAUUUUUACCACAUUCAUUGGUACCUUCCUGGGAAUAUAGCGAACAAUAAAAAAAAAAUUCCCUUUAAUUCGUUAAAUUUUGUGUCGUGAAGCAUGGAUAAAGAGCAAUUGACAAAUGCAAUCAAUCGAUUGGCUGAUGUUUUGACAACGUUUACAAAUCAGCAAGUCUCUUUAGUGGACCAAUCAACGCAUAACCAACGGAACAGAACCAGUGAUGGCACAGAAAAUAUCACCAAAACCCAAAGUGAUAGUGUGACUGAAAACAAAACGGCUCUUGUUUCACACAACAACUCCAUGACGGUGUCCACUUUGGCUCAAGACAAAACCAAUUACAAACAACUAUUUAUUGAUACAAAACAAGCUUUAAACAAAGCCAUCGCAAAGAACACCGAAAUCGAGCAAGACAACGUUGAAUUGAAGGAAGUAAUCAACACGCUGGAUCAAUCGAUAGUCGAUUUACAAAAAACAAACGUGAUGUUGCUUGAGAGCAUUUCCAAGUUGAAAGCAGAAAAUAUCGAACUGGAAAGGAAGAAAGCGACACAUCAUUGUCAAACGUGUGGCGCAAUACAUGACGUUGUAAUUUAUUGCACACAGGAAUGCUACGCAAAACAACAAGCUCUUUUAAUGGAACAUUGAUGACAUGGGGAGAGGAAUAGAAUCGAGAUUACCUUUUUCUACCUGAUGAUACUUACUUUUAUAGAUUUAUGCUUGC
Contarinia nasturtii (swede midge) is the source of this 728-nucleotide messenger RNA. RefSeq lists its product as uncharacterized. Lineage: Eukaryota; Metazoa; Arthropoda; Insecta; Diptera; Cecidomyiidae. Bases 110 to 652 code for a protein of 180 amino acids. The transcript has 3 exons. The record is from RefSeq and is a predicted model, not a curated record.